AGCAGCAAUAGAAGUGAAACUAUCGAUAGCAUUUCGGUUCUCUCGUUGUCCCUCUCGAUCUUCUGAUAAGCCUCUCCCCCUCGAAAUCAACAGCUUAGCGAGAGAGAGGCAAAAAUAUCCUUGCCCAUUCCUUUUGCUUUCUGGGACGUCAUUAAAAGACAUUACUUCAGAUUUAAUGGCAUCAAAGUUGCAGCAAUUGCAAGCAAAGGCCUCCCAAGCCUCACAAUUUGUGGCCAAGCAUGGAACUUCCUACUAUAAGCAGUUGUUGGAGCAGAACAAGCAAUAUAUUCAAGAGCCACCUACUGUGGAGAAAUGUAAUGAAUUGGCCAAGCAGCUGUUCUACACUCGUCUUGCAAGCAUUCCCGGCCGUACGGAAUCAUUUUGGAAGGAACUUGAUUAUGUCAAGAACAUGUGGAAGCACAGGCAGGAGCUGAAGGUUGAAGAUGCUGGCAUUGCUGCUCUAUUUGGCCUCGAGUGUUUUGCAUGGUUUUGUGCUGGUGAAAUUGUCGGAAGAGGAUUUACGUUCACUGGUUACUAUCCCUGAAAACUGCUAGCCUGGUAAAAUGUUUGGGCCAGUCGAUGUUCAGCAUCAUCAUUGCGGUUAUUUUGAGUUGACAUUCUUUGUGCAAGAUUUUGUUUUCCUACAACGUUGUCAAAGCUGAGAAAUCAGUUGUGUUAAAUUCGAUUGUCUCAAUAAGUAGCAUAUUCGACAUCAAAACCCCUUCUCUAGCGAAGUGAACUAGGUAAAUGAACUUGAUAAUGGAAUUGUAAUUCCUGUGGAAGAUACAGCUACCUGUGAUGGACGUAGCUCUGAGAAAAGUUUUCGUGGUUAUUCCGUGCUUUACCUUAAACCCUAUCUGUUCUUUGUUCUAAUAAGAAUGGCUUUACAGCCUUGGCCAUGUUUAACAAAGAUA
This is a messenger RNA of Olea europaea var. sylvestris, 914 nucleotides long. RefSeq lists its product as uncharacterized. The record is from RefSeq and is a predicted model, not a curated record. Gene Ontology annotation, biological process: proton motive force-driven ATP synthesis. Bases 176 to 544 code for a protein of 122 amino acids. Lineage: Eukaryota; Viridiplantae; Streptophyta; Magnoliopsida; Lamiales; Oleaceae. The transcript has 3 exons. Gene Ontology annotation, molecular function: proton transmembrane transporter activity.